CAUGCAGAAGCCUAUCAGUGCCUAUCACACAAUAUCCUGGCUUCGGCUCCCUUUCUUCUAUCCCCCAAGAGAUGGCAAAGGUAUAUGCUUGCUAUGAAUUACGGUCAAUUGCAGCCAAGCGAAGCACCAACAAACGGCUUGGGAUCUCGCGGGGUAAGGCUCUGCUAACUGACAGGGUAUAGACUGCCCAGGCGUCCGGGCGGUCUUCGGGCGUCAUCGAUCCUUGAGCGGAGAGCAAUUGCCCUGAAGGCGUCUUUGGCCUUUUUUGCUCUCUAAGGACCAUGCCGUCGUCUACGGUUUUUUCCUAUUUGCGUCGUGAUCACCGCCGCCCGAGCCCGUCUCCAGCUACAGCUUCGCCCGCAUCCCAUGCUUCUCCCCAACUCCCCGCCACGGCCACCACGGCAGACUCGAUUUUCGGAACGGGCCCCUGCGCAGGACAGAAAACGGAUACCCAUGCAGCCAAACCUACAGAGCCGACUAAAGGCAUCGCCCUUAAACCCGUGAGCAGUACUCCCUCUCUGCGGCCCGUGAAGCCCAUCGCCAGACCUCAUUCUAGUUCCGGGGAGAGCGUGGGCCCGCUGUCGAGCUUGACAAACACUCAGAAGCCGAAUCACCUUGAAAUUGGACUGCAGAAGGGGAUAUCGUCAUGGAAAAGAAGUUUCGGUGGGCAGAAGGCCGCUGCGGGUCCUGGCGUCUCGACCGGCGGGGCUGGCAAGGGAAAAGCACCAGAUCCCGCUGCUGGAGCUCCAAGCCUGCAGAUUCGAGAUGCUAAGCCGGAAAGCUCACUGCCUCGGCGAGACGGUGGCUAUGACUCUAUGCCUGAACAACCGUCGUCCCGAGGCGGGAGAAUGAGAUUGCACCUUCUUAAUCCCAUGACGCUUCUAGCUCGUCGACGAUCAGCGCAGUUAGGCACACGCGCUGAGGAUAUAAAUAUUGGAAAGCUAACGCUUCCAGCGUUGCCCGAUGACUAUGAUCCAAGGAUCCGUGGGAAGCUCUUCCACGAUUUUUCCACUCCCCGAGGCCGACCAAAUCAUACUUUCAGCCACGCCCAGGCAGCAUAUUCGUGGGACAGCAGAGUAUCGUCGGGCCAUGGGGAAGAAGGCUAUUUCUCAGAUUCCUCUGCGCGGGCUUCACGCAGGAGUCGACAGCCGGAGCACAAACCCGUGUUCAAAGAAAACUUCGACGAUGAGGAUCCAGACACCAGAGAUAUCCAGGAGCGCCCCUCAGAAACAGAAAACCAGUCGUACUCAGUUCCUGUAUUUGCUCGUGAUCUUCCCUUAUCUUUGCCGCCGCAACCUGAGCCUGAGCUGUCCCCAGAAGCGCCAUCACCGCCAUCCACAACUGCACAGGACGAGACACCACCUUCAUUACGAUCGCGACCGUCAACUGUUCGCGAUCCAUCGUCACAGGCACCCUCGGGACUGCCUAAACAUUUGACGAGCAGUGCAUCGAGAUUUAGCUUUGAUAUACCGGGAGGAGACUCUGCUUCCCAAGAAAGGCUUCUUGAAGAGAAACACAAAGAAAAGGAAGCUGCGAGGAAGGCUAAAGAACAAAGCAAUCCCGCUGCUGAUUUUGAAUCGGAAGAGUUUGACUACGAUGCGAUGAUGGACGCCGACGGGCUAGAAGAAAUGAUCCCUGGAGUCAAUGCAGAUGCGGAUGAGUACGAAGGCGAGGAUGUUGAUUUUAAUGCUGUGAAACCAUUGAAGCCACUCGCUACGCCCUCUACAUUGCUGCUGAGCCCCGUCAGCUCGGAAGGAGCGCCUUCUUCACAGGUUUCACAGCUCCAAGACGCCUUCUCGAUGCACGGGGUGGUUCCUCCGAAUGCUGACACAACCCCGAUGCCUACUACUGUUCCAUCUCUGACUAUAGAUACCAACCAGGCGCUUUUGGCUCACGCUCCGCAAGUUCUCCAGGCCGAUAAAAACUUCGACCCGCCCUACACCAUGGGCCAUGAUGACGACUUAUACUACGACGAUGGGCUGUUUGGCGAUCUCCCUGAGGAAAUGCAAAGUGGGAACUUUGACGAAUCUAUUUUCGACGACGAGGCCAGCCAUCUAUAUGCACGGAAAAGUAGUAGGGACAAUGCUCUACCUUCAAUGCUCGAGAAGCAGCCGAGUUCGAGCAAGCACGGAACCGACCGUCAGAAGCCCCUGCCUCCAGCGAAGGAUGUGAACGAGAAUUUCGGAGACAAGUCUGGUCCACUAUCGGACAAAUCAUCGUCAGAGGGGCUGCAAGAGUCUGCUCCAGUAUUGACACAUGGGAAUCUCCAAGCAUAUCAUGAUGCUCUUGCUCAGGCCGCGAACGAAGCCGUUCGCAGGGGAAGGUUCCAGAGGAGCCCCGGUGGAAGCGAGGCAUCUGGUGACCACGAUGGAACCGAAGAGUCGCACCCCGAGCUGACGGCCGAUGAAAGUCGUCACACGAGCGAAAACGUGGAAAUGAUGGCAGUGGAUGGGGUAUUCGAUGAGUUUGACUUUUAUGAUGCUGACGAUAUUGACGACGACCCCAUGAUCGCUGCUGCUAACGCAGAAGCGCUUGAAAAUGACGAUGAGGGGUUCUACGGGCAGGAGUUUGGCUUCUAUGCGCAUUCCCACCCUCAUUGCGAGAGCGAGCGUACGUUUGGUGGCUAUUUCGGCACGAUGGGGCUUGAAGGAAUUAAGAGGAAGCAUAGCGCCAGAGCUAAUUUCCAAGAACCCAGCCUUACCCCCAUCACGGAACGCAGUGAAUGGAGCACUAGGAACUCUAUCGUUUCGUUGGCCCCGCACGCUGGUCAUCACUCUAACCCGUCCAACCCAUCUCUGUCCAGCCCUCCACUGUCACAGCUCCUUGAUAUGGGACAUUUAGAUGACGAGCUAUCCCUAAGCGCCUUGAUGAAGCUCCGACGCGGAGCCUUUGGCGGCAGCAAUGGAAGCCUGCGUAGCAAUGCGACCAGCCAGGCGGGCCAAUCUCCCCAACCCGCUUCGGCUCCAGCCGGUUCUAACUUUGGAAGUUUUCCCAAUCUCCACAACAUCUUACCUGAUCAAAAGCGUGCGAGUACCGUGAUGAAUUCCCCUAUGGGAUUGAGCUCGCCACCUUUGGUGGAGAACGGUGAGUUGGCUCCUGCUGAUUUGUCUCUCCGGAACGACGUCCCUCUCAGGCUCAGAUCGUCCGAACGACCGCACUCAAUGAACCUGGACUUGCUAGCAACCGGCAAGGCCAGGUCUCCGGAGGUGAUUCGAAGACAUCUCCGAAGUAAUAGUGCAACGGAGAGCAUUAGCUAUGUGAAGGAGACCGAUGGAUUGGGGGCCAAUCGGUGGGUGUUGGAGCGAAGGCGUACGGGAGCUGACGGUGAGGGCGAGGUCGUAGAAAGAGAAGUCAUGAGCUCUGGCCAUAUAUGAUCCAGAUCAAGGGCUGGUUCCUCUGAUACCUUUUUGCUGCAUGCCAUUUAUUAUUAUGUUGACUCAUUUAUCUAAUUGGUCAUUGUUCUACGAGCAUCUUCUUUUCUUUAUUCCUGUUCCCCACGUGCAUUCUUGCGCACUAUGGGUUGAACUCUCCUCUACAUAUAUUUUUCCUACUCGAGCGUUUCCCAUCUUUGGUCAUGUUUCUUACUUCUGAGGAAUCACUCCUUGCAGCGCAGAUGAGUAGCUGUUUGAUUCUUGGAUCCUAUUUUCUAUUUCUUUUUUUCCCUUUCUCGCCUUUUUCUUUCUUACUGUUCUUUUUCCCCUUUCAUUCACUGAGAUCUAUCGAUACCCCAGUCUCUGGCAGACCAAUGGUGGG
Molecule: messenger RNA, 3753 nt
Organism: Coccidioides immitis RS
Lineage: Eukaryota; Fungi; Ascomycota; Eurotiomycetes; Onygenales; Onygenaceae
Exons: 1
Coding region: 282-3374 (1030 amino acids)
Source: RefSeq, a predicted model, not a curated record